Lynx canadensis (Canada lynx) is the source of this 3836-nucleotide messenger RNA. It is a transcript of the gene ANKMY1, whose product is annotated as ankyrin repeat and MYND domain containing 1. NCBI's taxonomy places the organism in Eukaryota, Metazoa, Chordata, Mammalia, Carnivora, Felidae. The record is from RefSeq and is a predicted model, not a curated record. The transcript has 16 exons. Gene Ontology annotation, molecular function: protein binding. The coding region runs from base 134 to 3331 and encodes 1065 amino acids.
UGGGGCUGCGCUGCGCUGGCCGCCGCCCUGGGCGGACCGGGUGCAGUAGGUGUGAGCUCUCCGACCCUCGGUGCGGCCCGCGGCAGGGGCGCAGUCGGGAUCCCGGCGGGAGCGCGGUUCGAAGGCCAGAGGCAUGGAAAGUGGGUGUCCCUCAGCCUUGUAUUAUAAAGUCCCAGAUGAUGACAUCUCUGAAAAUCAGCUGGCAGGGAGGGACGGCCAGCCUGCUGCCACUGACUUCCUGGGGACCCUGGAGAUGCUCUCUACCAAAAGGGACAUCCUAGAGGCCCCGGAGGAGGAAGAGGAGUCCGAGGGUCCCCCCAGGGAGCAGGACUUGAAGGAGGCCUACAUCCAGCUGGUCCGAGGCGUGCAGGAGUGGCAGGACGGCUGUGUGUACCAAGGGGACUUCGGGCUGGACAUGAAGCUGGGAUACGGUGAAUUCUCUUGGCCCACGGGCGAGUCGUACCGCGGGCAGUUUUACCGGGACCACCGCCACGGGCUGGGCACCUACCAGUGGCCCGACGGCUCCAGCUUCACUGGCACGUUUUACCUCAGCUACCGAGAGGGCUACGGCACCAUGUACCUGAAGACCAGGCUCUUCCAGGGGCUGUACAAAGCGGACCAACGGUUUGGGCCGGGCGUGGAGACCUACCCGGACGGCAGGCAGGACGUCGGGCUGUGGGUCCGGGAGCACCUCAUCAAGCUGUGCACGGAGGUUCCCCGCAGCUUCUCCAUCCACAACUACCCCGAGUACUCGGGCUUCCUCACUCACUCUCCUGCUAGACUCAGCCUCUCGGAUGAGGAGAAGGUGGACUGGGACCAGCCGGAGGGACAGGACCCCUUUUUCUACGACUAUAAGCGGUUUCUUCUGAACGAUGACCUGACUCUGCCUCCAGAAAUGCACGUUUACUCGACCGACAACAGCCACCUGCCCGUGACCUGCUCUUUCCGCAAAGAAUUAGACGCCCAAAUCUUCCUUAAUGACAUUCCUCCAUUUGCUGAGGAUGAAGAGCCCUGGUUUAUAAAAAAUGAGACCCCUCUGAUGGUCAAGAUCCAGAAGCAAACCUACAAAUACAGGAACAAGAAGGCCCACACCAGCUGGAACAUGGGUGCCAUCUUGGAGGGGGACCGGAGCGGCUUUGCGCACCAUGGGCCCAAGGAGCAGCUUUCCGAGGAGAUGAUCCUGCGGGCCGAGGAAGGGGACUACGACUGGGUCUACAGGAUCCUCAGGGAUGACCUCGCCAGCGCCGACGUGGCCGAUGCCAAGGGCUACACUGUGCUCGCUGCGGCCACCGUUCACUGUCACAACGACAUUGUCAGCCUUCUGCUGGACAGCGGGGCCGACGUGAACAAGUACACGGACGAGGGCCUCACGCCGCUCAGCAUGUGCUUCCUCCUCUACUACCCGUCCGCGUCCUUUAAGCCCAACAUCGCUGAGAGGACGGCGCCCAAGUCCCACGUCAGCCCCGUGGCCCUGCGGCUCCCGGCACCGUGCCCCGUCUACUACCCGCCUGUCCGUCUCUCCACCCGGCAGUGCGCCUCCCCCCGCCUUGCACAGGAAGCUCCAAAUAUGCCAGUAAAUCCCAGCCUUGCCUUCUCAUUCCCUGAAAUGGCCAUGGAGUCCACCUGUUUCAAGGACCUGGCGCCCACGCCAGGCAGCCAGGAGCAGAAGUCCAUCGUGUGGGGCAGCGAGGAGGACCGUCUCUCCCCGGGUGCCCGGCUGUCUCAGGAGUCCCCCGACCUGGGGAGCAGCCCUCGGAAGCAGGACUUGUCACCGUGGGACAGUUCCAGUGACCUGGAGAAGGGGCCGGAUGGCACGGCGGGGAGUCUGGACAGGUGCGCGCCGGGCAGCCAGGAGACGGACUUCGAGUCCGCCGUCUGUGUGCGCAACUUCUCCUUCGGGCUGUCCCAGGACCUCCUGGAGGGGAGCGCCCAGGCCCACAGCAUGCUGAAGGCCCCCUGCUUCAGUGCCACCGGCUUCGACACGGGCACCAUGAGGAAGAUGGCACUGGCCGCGGUGGAACGCAGAACCAGGUGGCUGACCAUCGAGCUGCUGCUGCACCGAGGCGCGGACCCCAACCUGUGCCGCGUGCCCAUGCAGGCCCUUUUUUUUGCCGUGAAGGCUGGGGACGUGGCCGGGGUGAGGCUGCUGCUGGAGAACGGGGCCAGGACCGACAUCCAGCUCCCGGCUGAGCUGGGGGCCCUGACCCCCCUGCACAUCGCAGCCGCCCUUCCCGGGGAGGAGGGCGUCAGGAUAACGGAGCUGCUCCUGCACACUGUCACCGACGUGGACGCCAGGGUGGCCGACGAGGAUGACGUGUACAAGCCGAGCAAGCUAGACCUGUUGCCCUCAAGCCUGAAGCUCAACAAUGAAGCGGGCCCGGCCGGCAUCUACCACAGCAGGCCUACGUGUGUGCCGGAUGAGGGGGGCAGGACGGCCCUGCACGUGGCCUGUGAGCGUGAGGACAGCUACAAGUGUGCCAGGGACAUAGUCCGGCUCCUCCUCUCCCACAGAGCGAACCCCAACGUGCUGUGGAGCGGCCACUCCCCGCUCUCCUUGUCCAUCGCCAGUGGCAACGACCUGAUCGUGAAGGAGCUUCUGUCCCAUGGAGCUGACCCCAACCUGCUGCUGACCAGAGGCUUGGGCAACGCCUUGUGUGUCGCCUGUGACCUCACCUAUGAGCACCAGAGGAGCAUGGACAGCAAGCUGGCCCUGAUCGACCGGCUCGUUGAUCACGGGGCUGACAUCCUGACCCCUGUGACGCUCACGCAGGGGGACAAGGUGGCUGUGGGCACGGCUGUCGAUUACGGGUACUUCAGAUUCUACCAGGACCGGAAGAUCGCCCACUCUCCUUUCUACGCGCUGACGCCGGUGGACCGGGAGGUCCUCCUGGCCCGGAAGCAGAUCUUGGAGCACAUGGGCUUCCAGCUGCGCCGCGCCGUCUUCGCCAAGGAGAGCCAGUGGGACCCGAAGGUGCUGUACCUGAGCAAAAGAGCUGACCCCCUACCGCAGGCUGAAGCAGAAAAGCACCGGGCUGUCCAAGGAGCUCCACUUGGAGGAGCAGGAGCCGUAAGUGGCCGAGGGCGGCCGCGGGCCGGACGGUGUGACCGGCCUGGCCCCCUGCCCAGGGCGGCGUUGCUCCGCCUGAGCCCCGAGCAACACGGGCCGUGGCUGGGGUCACGGGUGCCCUCCUGGAGCGGCCCCGCUUCUCAGAGACACCUCUGCUGGUGCCGCCCUGCGCCCCUGCGUCCCUCCCGGCCCCUCCCCCACCCGCUCCUCCUCGAGGUCAUGGCUCCGCAACCACCCGGCCUUUCCAGAACAAUCUCUUUAUAGACGUACCCCUGUGGGCGUCCGGGGAGGUGCCUGCCCAGUGAAGCCUGCUGGGUGAGGUGCGGGCGAGGAGCGGGGACAGGCCUUGCUCCCGAGGCAGACGGCGUGGGGCUGCCGGGCUCACUCACAGUCGCACGGGGUGCCCGCGGGAGUCUGCUCCCCUCGUGCUGUGGCGCGUCAGGGUCUCUGACGCCACGGCAUCGUCUCCCCCGGGCCCUGGUGGCGGGCUUUCCGGCGGCAGGGUGUGUUUCCCGCCCUGACGGGCCCCGUCCCUGGACGGGGACUUGGGGCCUUCUGUCCGCAUGUGAGCGGCCAUCCCGUGAGGGGGACGGCAGCUCCGGCGGGGACAGCUGGGAAGGUCCCGGAGCUCGGGGUCGGGCGGGCACGGACGGCGGGCCCUGCCCCGCUGCCCGCGUGGCUCCCUUGCAGGAUCCCCUUCUUCAAGUUCUGCUACCAGUGCGGCCGCUCCGUCGGGGUGCGCCUCGUGCCCUGCACCCGCUGCUACGGG